Messenger RNA from Thunnus maccoyii (southern bluefin tuna), 4219 nucleotides. RefSeq names its product Rho GTPase activating protein 1 (gene arhgap1). Gene Ontology annotation, molecular function: GTPase activator activity. The record is from RefSeq and is a predicted model, not a curated record. Gene Ontology annotation, cellular component: cytoplasm. NCBI's taxonomy places the organism in Eukaryota, Metazoa, Chordata, Actinopteri, Scombriformes, Scombridae. The transcript is spliced from 13 exons. Bases 205 to 1497 code for a protein of 430 amino acids. Gene Ontology annotation, biological process: negative regulation of endocytic recycling; small GTPase-mediated signal transduction.
GAGGUGUUGACGCGGAUUGUUGCUGUCAACAGCUCUGAUCUGAUCAAGUCUGCGGCGAAUUCAGACAUCACGAAGCUCAUCGGCUGAUUUCAAAGCAAGCACGGCUACUGUUCUGUGGAGGUCACAGCUUUGUGUGUGUGUAUCUGAGACAUCACUGCGCAGCGUGUGUGUGGGUGCGUGUAGCGCCGUUCUGCAGUGUGUGUGAUGUCGUCAGAGCUGCUGGUAGAUUUGGGUGAAGACCCUGCAACUGCACAGUUGGGACAGCUGAAGCUGGCUACAAUAGAGGACCAGCAGUGGCCCGCUGAUGAAUCCACUCUCAGCAAGUCAGAGACAGACAUCUCCCAGCGCUUGGAUGCUGGCUCUCCUCACCUGCCCUGGGACCACCCCUUCUAUGACAUCGCCAGGCAUCAGAUCAUUGAAGUGGCAGGCGAUGAUAACUUUGGCAGAAAGGUGAUUGUGUUUAAUGCCUGCAGGAUGCCUCCUCAACACCAGCUAGACCAUCACAAGCUGCUGAUGUAUCUUAAAGGAACACUGGAUCAGUAUGUUGAAAGUGACUACACUCUGAUCUAUUUCCAUCAUGGGCUGACCAGUGAAAACAAACCGUCUCUCAGCUGGUUACGAGACGCAUACAGGGAGUUUGACAGAAAGUAUAAGAAGAAUAUCAAGGCUCUGUACAUCGUCCAUCCCACCAUGUUCAUCAAGACUCUGCUGAUCCUCUUCAAACCCAUCAUCAGUUUUAAAUUUGGCAGGAAGAUCAACUAUGUGAGCUAUCUGAGUGAGCUGGAGGACGUGGUGAAGUGUGAGCAGCUGAUUAUCCCUGCACGUGUCAAAGAGUAUGACAACAAGUUGAGAGCAGCUUUGAAACCGACUGCCCAGCCUCCCAUGUCUCCUCCUCGCAGCCCUCCCCUCCCCAACCAGAUCUUUGGGGUUCCACUCACAACGCUCAGAGAGAGGAGUCCAGAUGGUGAAGCAGUUCCUGUGGUGAUGAGAGACACCAUUAGCUUCCUCUCAGAGCAAGGUUUGGAGAUUGAGGGGAUCUUCAGACGGUCUGCCAAUGUGACUCUGGUGAAGGAGGUCCAGCUCAAAUACAACUCAGGUGAGGCAGUGAAUUUCAGCGAGAUGGAAGACGUUCACUUGGCUGCUGUGAUUCUGAAGACGUUCCUGAGGGAACUACCCGAGCCUCUGCUGACCUACCAGCUCUACAACGACAUCGUCAACUUCACCUCUGUGUCCAGCGAAAGCCAGGUGACAGUUAUGAAGACGUUGGUAGAGUCACUGCCAGAGGAGAACUACAUGUCACUGAGAUACCUCAUCACAUUCCUGGCACAGGUAUCAGCCAACAGUGAAGUGAAUAAGAUGACUAACAGUAACCUGGCUGUGGUGUUUGGUCCCAACCUGCUCUGGGGGCGGGACAAUGCCAUGUCACUCAGCGCCAUCGGACCAAUCAACAACUUCACCAGAACCCUGCUGGACCAGCAGCAUCUGGUCUUUACCUAAACCCGGCCCCUUCAUCCUGCAUUCUCUUCCAGUUAGAACCUCCGCUGAGACCCUGCUUCCCCACAGCAUUUAGUCCUCACCAGGGUACUUCUCAACCAGUAGCACUUAGACUAAACCAACUCCCUCUGCUUUUCCAUUUAAACAUCUACCACUUAAAAACAUCCCAUGGACCAAUAGCAUUUAAUUUUUGUCUCCCACCGGUCUACAUUCUGAUUGGACCAUUAGCAGAAUGUGUUUUGUUUUGAAGUGGUCAUUUUCAGUCCAGAUCAAUGCAGUGACUCCAGGCAUGAAUGGAUGUAGAUGGAAAUGGUACAGUAAUCCUCUCUCUAAAAACGACUUAGAGCAUAAAAUUCAACUUAUUCAAGCUCAUAAGUUGAAUUCACAUCCAUUCACAGAGUCUCUCUGGUCUGACAUAUUUAACAUCUGUCGUUGGUGGCAAAGUUUUGACCAGGCAGGUAAUGUUUUUUGCUACUUUGGUGUUGCCUGCUGUCAUUUUGAGAGGGCUACCUAACAAGUGCUAAUAAUAUAGCAGUAAUCAUAAAAAAACAAAAAAAAACUAGAUGUUAAAAGGCUCCCUGAUUUUGUUACAGCAUUUUAUUAUGUCUCCAAUUUCUACCAUUUCCUCCCAGCUCACUCAAUAUGUUGCAAAAAAUGUCAAGUUUCAAAACCACAACAGUGAUCUGAACCAAUCAGAGCUCUGUAGGUGGGAUGAAAAACGGGGACAUCAUCUUUGUAUCCCAGAGCCAAAAAAAUGUGGUCAAAAAAUGGCCGUAAAUAUGCUGACAGAUGAUGAAGUAACACAAAAUACCAGGCUAGCACACUAUAAAGUGCUGUUACAUGAUCAGGGAUCUUUUAGGACAUAGAUGGACUGUGAGUUCAGGACUAGUCUCACAAUCAGUCACUGCCUGGCUUCAAUACAGGCAACCUUCCUGACUCCUCCACCACCCUACUGCACCCAACCAACCCUUCUACCUAGAAUUAGAUCUUUGCAGUCUACCUGAAGAAAUUCCAGCCCUAAUUGCAUGUGUUUAUAGUUGUAUUUAACUGUGUCUAUCUGAACACAGCCUGACUGUCAUCUCGUAGCAGUUGGAAUUAGAGUCUAGACAUCCCCGGUCUUUCUCUGUAUAUCUGUGCUGUGCUGUUGUCAGUCUGUCUCUCUGCUGUUUUCUGUGUAGUGCCAAAACAAAAAAAAAGGCCCCCAGUGUUCUCAGAAAGACUCAGAGAGAAUAAUAAUUCUAGAUAAAUACAGAGAUAAAGCAGUGCAGUUACCAAAUGUCCCCUCUAGGAUUAUGCUCCAAAAAAAAAAGAGGAAAGAUAAAGAGAAUGGAGCCGCGUCUCCAUGAAAGUCUCAGGUUAAAUUUAAAGAUGAACUUGGUACCAAACAUUGUGGACAAUCUAUGAAAUGCUGUAAUUCAAACAACCAGUAGAAUAAGAGCUGUGUGAUUCUACCAGCAGCUCAGAAAGUGUUAGAAUCCAAACACAGCUGUGCAGCUGUGGAUGAAGUAAGUGCUGGAGCUGGUUUAGGUAGCAGCAGCAGCUCUGUAAUAUACUGUACCAUAUCAUGAUAGUUUAUGUAUGAUUCUUUAUGGCUUUCUCCUACAUUUGACUUCAAUAUUGUGUUAAUGUUAUAUCUGGAUUUCUAGAUUUGAUCAGCAUAACUUUCAUCCCAUUAGAAUCCUCCAAACUCUCAUUGUCAUUAUGAUUUUAGCAUGUUUCAUUCUCAAAGUAGCAGUUUUUUUUUUUUUUUAAAGGUACGGGAUAGAUGGCAGACAUACAGUAGCUCCAUACAGUGUAGUGGAAUAUUCAAUAGUACAAAUACAUAAAAACCAGAGAUGUGUUCUGCUGGCUGGAAUAAGCAGGAAAUGACUUCCAGUUAGGCAUUUAGUCUUUAACGAAUAACUCUGGCAUGAUUCCUUUUUUUCCUUAUUGUCAGCAAAUUCCAUUGUGAAGACCAAAACUAACCUGUUAGUCUGUCUCUCAGUUUACUUUCUGAUUCCCCUACCCUGUCUGUCUUAUCCAAACAAUAACCACUCAGUUUAUAAUAGAUUAUUUCUGCCAUAACAUGCUUUCACUUCUCACUGCUUAUAGCCAGGGCCGCAUUAAUUGAAUGCACUUGCACUGUAUUUAGCAGAAGACUUCUUUGAAAAAGUGUACCCAUCUUAGUAGCAUAAAUCACAAAAAUGGAACCAAGCUCUGUUCAGGGAACGUUGGAUGCAGGAGUUGAAGUUUAAAGCAUUUGAAAGGAUGUGCCCAGUGCAGCUGUAAGACUCCUGUGUGUUGUGGUUGUUGUGUGAGGAGUCUUGUGAGCCUGAUCACAUGACAGUGGUGAUACAAGUUAUAAUCUUUGUGUCGGGUAGUUCUAAAUCAUUAUUCUUUGUUUUUUUCUGCAAACAAUAAUGAUUUAGCCACGUGUCAUCACCACUGUGUGCGUUCAGGAUCAUUGAGUUUCCACGGCAACAUGAUGCAAGAGAAAUCCUUUUUAUUUAUUUUAAUUCCUUCUACAUAGAACUCGGAAUAUUCCUUUAAAUAAUGAAUGAAACUGUUGUGAUGUAAGCUUUAUUUAUAUCUUAAGUUGCCUUAUAUUUUGCUUGAUGCUGUGCCACUAAUGGAGCUUGUCCAAGUUGUAUGAUGGUUUCUGGGUGUCUGCAGGGUCCUCUGGUCUGUCUACACCGAGCUGUGUGAUUAUUGAAAAUAACACUCAGCACAGAGGCUGAUUGCUGAA